CGACCAUGUCAUAAUUGCAGUGGGCCCACUGGAACUCGUGCUGACCACCUGCUUGGAAAGUUGGCUCAACAUUUUCCUCGACUCGGUAGCUCCAAUCUCCAAUGCUCGUACAAUAGUACUCCCGCACCGUAGUUGCAAAAGCUCUCUGUCACCUUUUUCGUUUACCCCCUUCCCUCAUUCCAGAAAGCAUUGUAUCAAACGCCACGCGCCGUGACGUGCCAGGCUAGCUCAACAGUUCGUUACAUGUACAGCCCUGUAGUAAUAAUGAUGUUUAUCGUGCUAGAGAUUGUUCCAGUUUUGCUUCAUUGCUCAGCCAUGAGCUUGGCCUCCGGUGUCGUGUCUUCAUCAUCUCCAUCCUUGUCAGGAAAGAACGAGUCAAAUGCCGCCCACAUGGCUUGGGAUUCUUUCGGUUGUGUCGAUGGGUUCAAGUCACCUAACUGAAAGGGCCCCACCCCACCCAGCUGCAUGGAUUUUGCGUAUGUGAACUUUUGGCUCAACGACGUUGGGUCAUCGAGCCAGUUCUGAUGAACAACUUGUUUGCCAUUCCUCUCCCGCAUCAUAUUGAAAUAGGAGGCACCCAUGUAGUCGUCUCGGGGCAUGAUUGUCCUUGUGGUGGAAUGUUCUGGUGGUGUGUGAUGGUCGCCUACUAGUAGUGUCGUGUUCCAUUCCGAGAGCAGUGUGCUGUAUGGAACUUCCCAGCCAGCAGCGUCUGAGCAAUCGACGCCCCGAAACGGUUUCAAAGGAAUGGGGCAGAAUCUGUCUUGCAAUUUUGUUCCCUCUAAACAAGGAUACUGGUAUCCAUACCACGGCACACCCAGAAUGAUUUUGGCAGGAUCCACGCCCAGUCGUAUGUAUUCUAGAAUCCCCUGCUUCAUCCCCGCCAAGGGAGCAUUUGCAUUGGCAAUGCAAGGUCCCUGUGUGAUCUGGGACUGUGUGUCGUAAUCCAUAACGUAGACCAGGUCCGACACAUCUGCAAGGCGUCUGUACGGGUAACACCGUCCGUCAAUGCAAUUGGUAGACCACGGCACACAGGUCGUGACUUGAAGUGGUGGCGAUGAUGACUUGGAAUGGAACGCUUGUCGUGUGGCAUUGAUCAAGGCAACAUAGGCUUGAAUUUCCCCGCUCUGCUCUCCCAACGGCCCCUCGUAAUCAAAGACGACUCCAUCUCGAUGACGGCUCUUAACCAUGGAGAGUGUCUUGUCAAUCCAUUCCUGAAUUUGACUUUGUCUCUCCUUGUCGUUCAGUUCUGCCAAAUGGGUCAGAUUGAAGGAUGGAGUUGCCACGACCGCUCGGCUGUUGUGUUUGUGGGCUUGACACAUGAGCUCAUCCUCAUUGGCCCACGCCACUGUGCUAAUGUGAGUCCAAUUGAAAUUCUGUCCGAUUUCUUUGCCCCCCGCAAAGCCAUACACUUCGCCUGUGGUUCGAAUGGGAAAGCCAUCGUUGGACGAAAUGGGUUGGCAAAGCUGAGGGUCGGAGCAUGGGCAAGGUGAUUGGUAUAUGUAGUGGUGGUCACCAUCUUUGUUGUUGAACUGAUGGGCAAUCCAUUCGUCGGAAAACUGACGUUGUUCCUUGGAUUGACGCUGAAAUCUCUUUACCCGUUCCCAUGCUUGAUCCUUCUCCACGGCAAGGACCACGCCAGCAAGGAGAAGGUUGUAGAAGACAAGGACCACAGGAAGCAUGAUGAUGCUGCCAGAGCGGAGCACAGCAUUCAAUAUUCAAUAUUUGCUCUCUCUGUCCUCAGUCACCCGCAACUGCACGCAACUGUCGUGGUGAGCUAGCAAGUGCCUUGUGCCCAAUCCAAAAGAUCCAAUGGGGAAACUGUGCUUCCAGCUACAUCGGCUUCAAUCAGGGGUUUCUACCGUAGGGAUCGAGUUUAUCUAGAGCCUGCGCCUCACCAGCCAGCGAGGGCGAGGCAAAGAGUGAAAAUUCAGGACUCCACAACAUGAAACGUAGGUUCCGUGCGAGGAUUGAUGUGUUGCCCUGGGUAUUGCCAACUGUUUUGGGAAUGCAUGGAGAGGAUUGAAACUGCGAGGAACUGGCAUUGAUAUCAAGACAGACUUGGAGUAAUCUCUGAAGCGGGACGAAUUCAAUCGAAUUGUAUCCAUCAUUUUGUCGGUUCCGCCACUGUUGGUCGCCCUUCGAACGAGUCACUCAUCCCACGCAUUAUUUGAGGAUCGCGACGAGGACGGGACGAGGACGGGACCGGCCACGAGCCGCUGAGUAUGAAUCUAAUAGGCACAAAGAAAGAAUUUUUUGAUUAUUUAGUAUUCAGGAACAAUUCUGUUCCAUCAGCAAUACAAUGUCCGCAUCCGGUCCGCAACAUCCCAUCCUGACGUCCGAGGCAGUGGCUGCCUUGCCACCUCCCGGGUUGUCGGGGCCAUCCUCGCUGACAUUUUCGCCUCGGUUUCAGCAACCCAGUGGCCAGUAUUUGGCAUUUGUGGCAUCCGCUUCCAUGAUGCUGGCACAUCAGCCUCGCCGAAUGCAAGUUCAAAACUUGAGCUGGUCCUCUUCAGCAGGAACAGCAACCGCAACAACCAACAACUCAUCAUCUACGGCACCCACAACGUCUUCCUCGAAAUCCAGCUCUUCUUCCGAAAGACAACUAUUUGUUCUUGACGUCGCAUCGCUACUGGCACAGUCCAAGACUCCUGCUGGCCAAAUAAACCUCAGUGUACAUCCUUUACUACGAACACCCUAUUCCACACCGAAUAAUUCAAGCUCAAGUGCUGCGAACACUGCAAAAAGAAGAAUAGUACAGGAUUCAGCCAAGGCUAAAACUACAACUACCAAUGGAGGCACGGUGACCAGCACCUCCAUGUUAGCCUCUUCUUUCCCCAACCAUGCCUCUUUUCCUCAGCAGCAGCAGCAACAACAACAACAACAACAGCAACGAAAACAAACGCCAUCUUCAGUUCCAAUUAAUCUGUCAUCCUCCUCUCUCGUCCAUUUCUCAUGGUCUCGGUGUAGAAAUAAUGCCACAGAAGAUACCUCGUCUUCCAUACCACAAAGUCAACUACGGCUCCUCGUCCCAAUACGCGGCUCUCUCUAUGUGCAGCAUGGGAUACUGGAUCAGGCGGAACCCUUGGAGGUAGUAUACGACAAAACACAGCACAAACCAUCCCUACAACGAAACAACAACACCAACAACAAUGCAGCAAAUCAAAACUCAACCGACGCAGAGGACCCUCAGUUAAGUCCUGACGGACGAAUGGUCGCUUUUGUCGUUGCAGGAGAAAUAUACGUAUCUCCAACUAAACCACCACCACAAGGCACGGAUGACCUCUGUGUACAAAUUACCUUUGGCUCCUCAGACACCAUUGCGCAUGGCGUCGCAGACUUUAUUGCUCAGGAAGAAAUGGAUCGAUAUCGGGGAUUCUGGUGGCAUCCAGACUCCAACGGAAUAUUGUUUACCAAACUGGACGAAGCGAAUGUACCACCCUACCGAAUCUUGCAUCAAGACGUUGGAAGUGGAGGGGCACAAUCCACAGCAACAACUAACACUACAAACUUCCCGAAUUCAAAUAAUGACUCGACCGACGGGGAUGCUGGAAACAACAACACAAGCUCCCAUUGUGGAAGUUAUGAAGACCAUCGAUAUCCGUUCGCGGGGAAUGCCAAUCCAACAGUCACCCUGGGAUUUGUCAAGGUGAAUUACCGGUUUUACUUUGAUCCAACCUACAUUAGUUCUUCCGAGGAACAGCGAGAGCCUUCUGAAGGGUCCAACCAUCAGAUCGAUGUCGCUCGCGAGGCAUGGCAACGGACCGUAUGGUAUGAUUCUCCGCGGGAGGCGCCAGAGUACUUGGCCCGCGUGCAUUGGCUACCCGACGGAUCUGCAUGUGCGCAAUGGCAAAAUCGGACGCAAAAUACAUUGGUCAUGACAAGAAUGAAUGUCCACCAUGGACAGAGAGCUAAAACGCUGCUUGUGGAAAGGACACAAUAUUGGAUCAAUCUGCACAACAUGAUGAAGACAUUGCCUCGGCCCGUACAUCCACACGCCUGCAGUGGGGUUGUCGACAAUAUUCCUCCUCUUCCCAAUCCACUUCCAGAUGGAUCGUUUUCCUUCUUCUUUGCAUCCGAAAGGACUGGAUAUUGCCAUCUCUACUUGUAUACAUACGCCCCUGGUUUCAAUGGAGAUCAGGCUGUCUUGGUGAAGUCUGUUUCUGGGAGAGGAGAUUGGAUGGUGGAAAGCAUUGUUGGUAUUGACAUGAACCGUGACGUUGUGUAUGUUAUGGGAACGUACGAUUCUGUUCUGGAAAGACACUUGUAUGCCCUCCCCAUUGCCAACCAGCGAAGGACUCACCCUGGCAGCGUUGACUCUGGAGACCAUCAUCCAAACGAAGAGGUCGCUUCACCUGCUGAAGUCGGUGAUGGCAGAAGCAACAAUCAUGGCGUCCGUCGCGGAUUAAAACAAGUAAUGAAUGCACUGAGUGGCAAGAAUCGAUCUCUAAACAGCAGCUCUGGCAGUGCUUCGAAUGGCGUGCUGUCGACAUCAGGCAACACGGCUCAACCAAUUCGUCUGACCACACUUUCAGGCAUGCACAAUAUUGUCAUGGACGAAGACUGCCGUAUUUUUGCAGAUACAAGCUCAGACUUGGAUCGCCCAACGAUUGUUCAAUUAUUCGCCCUUCAGCAUGCAGAAAAUGACGGGAAGGGCACCACUCCAACAACCCGAUACCUCCUCACUCUGUACGAUGCCCUUCAUGACGAAAAGACAAUGACUGCGUUGAACCUGACAACCACAGCCUCCUCUUCGUCCAGCACUCUUACAAACGACAUCAAGAGCGGCGGAAGCUCAACAAAGAUCCAUCGACUGAUAUCCAGUCUUCCUGCACCGGAGCUCAUAUCGUUUCCGACAUCCGACGGAAGCGAAACACUUCAUGCAGCUCUCUACCGCCCCGAUCCAACUCGGCAUGGACCCGGUCCUUAUCCCCUCAUUUGUGCUGUAUACGGAGGUCCCCAUGUUCAACGAGUGAAUCGGUCGUGGUCGCAAUGCGCUGAUAUGCGAGCUCAACGGCUCUGUUCGCUGGGAUUUUGUGUUGUCAAGUGUGACAACCGGGGAUCUUCUCGCCGUGGCAUUGCUUUCGAGUCGGCCAUUGCACGACGACUGGGGCGUUUGGAGGUUUUGGAUCAAGUCGCUACUGUCCGACAAAUGACGCUACGAGGAAUUGCGGAUCCAACCCGUGUAGGGGUUUACGGUUGGUCAUAUGGUGGGUAUCUCUCUGCCAUGUGCCUGUGUCGGGCUCCAGACAUUUUUCACGUUGCAGUUGCAGGCGCUCCGGUGACUAGUUGGGAUGGAUAUGAUACCCACUACACCGAGAGAUAUAUGGGCUUACCGUCGGAUAAUGCAAGUGGGUACCGCGAGUCGGCUGUGUUUGACCAUGUUCCGAAUAUGCGUGGACGGUUGAUGAUUGUGCAUGGUUUAAUCGACGAGAACGUUCACUUUCGGCACACAGCUCGGUUGAUCAAUCGGCUGAUUGGCGCCGGGAAAGCUUAUGAUCUUUUGAUCUUCCCCGAUGAAAGGCAUUCUCCCCGUCGCCUCCGCGACCGAAUUUACAUGGAACAACGCAUAAGUGAUUACUUUGUUCGUCACUUGAGCAGUCCGUUUGCUAAUGGGAUCGGCGUCCCAGGAAAUGUUCGGUCCAUCCCUGGACACCUUUGAGUUGUGUAGACUCAGGUAGCAAGCUAAAUAAAUGCUACUGUACAGAACGCUUGGUGAC
This is a messenger RNA of Seminavis robusta, 5717 nucleotides long. The record is from the annotation of a GenBank genome assembly. Lineage: Eukaryota; Bacillariophyta; Bacillariophyceae; Naviculales; Naviculaceae.